AUGUGUUUUAACUUUAGAGAGCAGAUUCUUCGCGUGAAGAACUCAGAUAAUUCAAUUCCCAUCGUUCUCGUCGGCAACAAAGCAGACCUUCGUGAAGAACGGGUAGUGCCAUUAGAGAUGGCGCGGCAAAGAGCUGAACGAUGGGGCGUUCCCUAUGUGGAGACUUCCGCGAAGAGAAGAGAGAACGUGGACAAGGUGUUUUACGACUUGAUGCGAGAAAUCAAACGGCGGAAAGGUGGCCCAAUGGGUGCGUCUGCUGCUGGCCUCGAUCCCUCACAAACAGGAGGCAAGAAGAAGGGGAGAGUAUCAAGAAACUUUGUGUACAAGUUUUAUGAAUGCAUUUUCAACGGUCAACCUCGCUGCUGUUAG
Molecule: messenger RNA, 369 nt
Organism: Cooperia oncophora
Lineage: Eukaryota; Metazoa; Nematoda; Chromadorea; Rhabditida; Trichostrongylidae
Source: the annotation of a GenBank genome assembly